AAAUACUUUGAAAUUGUAAUUUGAUAGGCGUCAGUGUAAAGACAACUGCAAUGUACUAAAUAUAUGCGUUUUGUCGUUUUACAUUUUAUUUACAACACAAUUUUAUUCGAAUAGAAAUUCAAAUGAAUUUACAAUGAUAUAUGAAAUAUACUUUGGAGUAUUUGUACUUGUGUGCUUGGAUGUACAAAUUGCAGUUGUGCUUACAGAGGCGUGUACGUGGGGCGAGUAUGACAGAUGCCCGUCAUGGGAUCCGUGCUCGAAACGUUGUGGAGGCCAGCAAUGCAGAACUUGCAAGUCGUGUUUUUUGGGACAACACAAGCAGUUUUGCCAGGCUUGCGGAGAAUCGUGUCACAACGAAUAUGCCUUGGUAAAUGGUGGAUGCUCCUGUUCAAGUUGGAGGACGGGUGACUGUUGCGAAAUUUGCAGACAAAUCAACAUACCUAACUGUAUUCCUGGUCAACAACAGUGCGGCGGGUAUCCUGACGGCAUCAUGUGUACACAUUGCGAGGAUCCGUACUAUUCAGGAGGAUAUCAUCAAGGAUGCUUUGUAUGUCCGAACAUCACCCAGUGUAAGCACAGAAGUUGCACAGAUACAUCCAACACUGUCUGCAAGGAAUGCCAUGAAAACAAUGCCAUAUUCAAGAUAUGGAGUAACGAAAAAGAGUGUCAACGUAUGUGCGCUUGGAACAAUCACUAUUGCUGGCCCGGAACAUGCAGCACCAACGGACUUACUAAGGACUGUACAUGUGCGAAUGGCUUUGACGAAAGGUCAACUGUUGAUUACGGUUCAAUAAAUGCAGGAGAAACAACGUGUCAGCUGAACACGAUUCCUGAUAUUUUGACAUGCGAUACAGUGGCAGUGGGACCUAACGGUGAUAAGAAACGAGCAAUGAGCACUGGCAACUCAACGGCAUGUCAAUACCUAGCGGACAUGUACGGCAACUACCAACCGAGUACUAUGGAGUUUACAAUGUCUUCGGAAUUUGCAGUUAAUAUUUCACUUAGCAAACCAUCUUUCAUCGAAGAAGAAACAUUUGGAAUAAGCGAUACAACAAUAACAAUAAAGAUCCAGGCUGUGAUAGGUUCCUAUGAAGCAAAGUCGAUUCAUACACAAUUGGUUGAUGCAUCAUCCAGCACAAGCGUAAAACAAGCACACCAAGACUUUGGAAAUAUAACUGUAAACCAGGCGAAGUAUAGUCUACAAAAUGGAGAGGCACUUUGCUUGGAGUUUGAAGCAAAGGCGGGGGGCUACUUAAAAAGCAUUGAUACAAGGGCAGACACGCAAAUACCAUCUGGACCAGUUCCAUACACGAAGGUGACAAAACAAAGGACAGUAUGUUACAGAUACGAUAACGCACCACCGGAACAUUGCUCCAAAACGGGGUCGUGUUCGUCCGAACCGUUAACACUUCAGAAGCGAGUUACACGAUCCACAGUAUCGAUGGUUCAAUUUAAUGGUUGGGUUGAUCCAGUUCCAAGUGGAGGGGCAAGUAAGACAGCAUCGACAAUUGAAAGUUACCAAAUAACUGUCAACGAAGUACCUCCCUCCAACGGAACUUUGAAAGUUGAUUACACAAAGAGCAUCUAUACUAGAAGAGUUCCUAAAUCUGAUAUGCAUGAAAUGGAGUUGAAUCUGACAUCCAAUUCACCGCGACUGUAUUGUAUAACGCUAGAGGUCAAGGAUGUUGCAGAUAACGUUGGACAAAGUAGAAGGUUUAUGUUGUUCGACAACACGAGUUUCAUUGAAACUUGGAAAGAAAAUUCCUAUAAAUUUGAUUCAGCAUCGCCAGAGACUAAUUUCACCUGGCAAACACACCACAAUGACAUUUGUCUGAAUUGGAAAAACUAUUUCAUAAACAUGUUCUAUUUGAAAAAUGAACUUUUAAAUAAAAUAGAGUCCGAGCCGCAUGGUCAAAUUACCGGCGUAUAUGAACAGACAACUGGCCUUCUCCCAGUUGGUGGUACACCGAAUGUGCAUGGGAUAAUACAAUAUUUCGUAUCAUGGAAACUGAACAAUGGUGCGUUUACGGAAGAACAACUCGUACCAAACGUUCUGAAUCAACGAUUCUGCACCAAUUUAAAUGUUGCUGAUGGACAGACCUAUACAUUCAACAUUCGUCCAGUUGAUAUUGUCGAUAACACUUUCAAUGAGUCUAGAACCGUUUACAUAGAUCGCUCGCCACCUCAUAUAAAUAACAUUUGGUUAAAGAAAGACGGAUAUGAGAUGUUAUAUGUUCAUAACAGCACCGAUUUGUCAAAGAUGCAGAUGACGUUCGACGCAUUGGACCCGCAUAGCGGACUCCAAAACAUUAAGUGGGAGUUCGGAAUUGCCGAUACGUCAACUGCGUUAACAAGUGGUUAUUUGUCAGUAGUACAGACAACAAACGCAACUUGUCCAACUGGAAAUGUCGAUUGCUAUUGCCCAGACAUAGGAAUGUGUGAAUUUUUCAACUACUCAAUUCCGCUUAAUAAGCUCAUUGAAGCCGAUAAGCAUACCGGGAACCACAACAGGAACUACUUCUUCAAAAUUACGGUCACUAACAAUGCCUUGUUGACAACGACAGAGCACAUCGAUGUACUUAUUGACGAAUCCCCACCAGAAGAAGGAGUGAUUUAUGAAGGUCCCGGGGACUACAAAGAUAUCGACUACACAAGUGAGGAUUCCUUUGUGGUACACUGGCAUGGAUUUAUCGACCAUGAAAGUGGAAUCAAACUCUAUAGGUUAGGGCUUGCCUCUAGAUGCUUAACAAAAGAGGAACUGUACAACUUUACAGAAGUAGCUGAGAUAACUGUAUAUAAAGAGCUUACUGACACAUCAGUUCGUCUUCUCGCUAAUUUCACAGGUAAACGGUUCAUUACCAUUAUUGCUCUUAACCAUGCCAUGGAGUCAUCAAAGCCUGUUUGUUCAGAUGGAAUCACACGAGAUAUCUCAGCUGCUCUUAUUCGCAACUUAACACUUGCGCAUGCAGCAUGGACCGAAACCGUUAUCUGCCAAAAAGGACAACCGUAUUUAUUACAAUCGAACCUUCAAAAAGUCCCGCUGUAUAACACAACAGCAUGUUUUAGCAUCUGCGUAUCAACAAUAGACACCAUGGUAGCUGACUAUAUUUCUACGCAUAUAUCCGGAAGUAAAGACCUUGAUAUUUCGGAUUUCCUUUGUCGACACCUAUCUUUGUACACUAACGAAACGGUUAUCUAUUUACCCAACGAUCAUAUCGUGCUGAAUUGGGAAGUGGAAGAAUCAGAAAGUCAAAUAGAUGACUUUUUUGUUGGGCUUGGUCUGGAUGCGACUGAAAAGGAUUCGCCAAGUUUGGUGGACUAUAUUUCUACUGAUAGUAAACCAUACGUCAGACAUCGACAUGAAGCACUUGGAUCCGAUGAGCUGUUCUAUGUCUUCAUCAAAACAGUUAACAAAGCAGGAUUGUUCAACAUCGCAACCCUUGGUCCUAUUUUAAUCGACCAAACACCACCACGGUACAAAUAUAUUCCCCGUGUGACGAUCGCUUUAGACACGAUCGUGUUUGCCUGGGAAUCCGAUACAUUCUAUGACGAUGAACAGACAGCCCAAAUAGACCAACUGGUAUUUCAAUUUGGUCAUGAAGAAAUUGUUUCCAGUCCACUCCUUGAAUGGCGAUUAGAGUCGUCGACACCGUGUCCCUCUUAUACUGGAGGCUGCUUUAAAUACCCUCUAAAUCGCCUCCAGAAUCAAGACACGGGCGAUGGACUAAUGUUCUAUCUCAACGUUUACAUAUACAACAAUGCCGGUCACUUUACUUCGAUUAGGACCGAAACGUUCCAUUUGCCAUCAAGAUUUCCACCAGGACACGGCUAUGUGUUUGAUUUGGACCCAGAAAUGAUGAACAUUUCAACGGAUAUUGAUUUCCAUUUUACUGAACACAUGAUGUGUGUGGGUUGGAUGGGAUUUAAACAUCAUGAAAAUGUUUCGUUGGAAGUUGGCAUAGGAUUAGAUCGCACAACACCAGAUAUAGUUCGAUUUCAGAACACGUCAGAAAUGAAAAACAUCUGCCUUAAAUCAAGUUCAAUUGUAAACGACAAUUUUUACUUUUUCAUUGUAAAAGCAAGCUGUAGCGGGGGUACUACAAUAUCUGCUUCUAACGGAGUUCGAAUAUACGAUAGACAUUCUCCACAAAAUGAGAUGAAAAUAAAAAUCGGAGAAAAUUGCUUCUCAACAAAAGUCUGUGAAGUAAAUGUUUCGAUUACAAACGACGGUACGUUCAUUGAACUUCCAUGUACGUUGAUUAUCGGGCAGCGAUAUCUUUUGUUUGCGGAAAAAAGUGAAUGGCAAAAUAUACUGAGCAUUAAUACAAGUGAUGCACUAGUUCAAACCGAAGAUAACAACUAUGUUCUGAUCCCAUUUGUUGAGAAACCUACUCUACAAGUACAUCGAAACGUCUCAAUGGACAUGUUUUUGCGUUUGAAAAUCAGUAAAUGCCCGGCAGAGAAUAUCGUUUCGAACAACAAUCAAUUGACUAUUAGCUGGACAUUUCCUCAUACCACAACGAUUGAGGAUAUUGUAUUUUCAGUUUCAUUACUUAAAUACGUGUCUGUUAACGGCUCGGAUGAAGAAAGUAUAUUCGCACCACCUCAACACCUUAUUGGCUUAUCUGGUAUUACGUUCCAUGAUAUGAAUUUCGGAGCCCAAACACUGUAUAUGGCCAGCGUUCAGUUGUGCAACAAUGUAAGGUGUCUCAGUCCUAUUCACUCAAUGGCAUUUACAAUCGAACUUGAAGCUCCUGAUAUUUCUUUCAUAAACUCUGAACUUAAAGUCGCAAAUGCUGGGGAGUGCGUUGAUGUUAAGGCGUCAUGGAAAAUAAUUGGACAGAGCGAAAACGUCGCAUUUUAUCAAUGGUCUGUAAGUCGUGAUGAAAUAGGUGGUCAACUGUUGUCUGUUUGGGAGAAUGUGCUGCCCAAUGGAACAACAGCUAAGGUUGCAAUGUGCGUUCGUCUCCCAACCCAUGGACAUAUUACAACUUUCCUGUGUGUCAGGGUAUUUUCUGUGAGUGGUUUAGCGAAGACAUCGUGUCACAAGAUAAAUAAAGGCGAUAGUGGGUCCUAUUCUAAAACUGCAGUGUACGACUUUGAUUCGUCAUCAGACAGUUGGGUAUACAUCAAAAAGAUGCUCCAUAGUUCUGACAUUGGUCAGCACUAUGUCCGUCUUCACGAUUCAGAAAUGAACAUAGGUAACGCCGAUUCUUCAGUGACCGGUGCUUUGAUGUACGGUUCAGAACGUUCAGUUUCAUGGUACCUUAUGAAGUUGCAGUACGUGCCACAAACGUGUGAUUCCGACAUUAACUGUGUUAUCAAGUACGAAUCUGACUAUGGAUACAUAGAAUUAGACAAACACUAUAUAUCAUUCAAUGAGUUAUAUUUCAUAUGCGCAUACUCGAAUUACACUGUGGUAGAACGUGAAUAUUUCACUGAAAUUCUAGAAGAAAUAUCUUCGUGCAGCAAUGGAUUCAUAUUAGACAGUUCUCCGCCUACAAAAGGUGAAGUGCAUGUCCACAACCACAGAGGGUUUAUCACAAAUCCACAACACGUCAUUGUAACAUGGACUGGAUUUCAUGACAACAUUGAUGCCACCGUAUUUGGUUUCCCAGAGAAACUGCAUUAUUUCUCUAUAAGAACAGGCACAAGUGCCGGUUCGAGCAAUAUUUUGGAUAUUGUUAGAACUAGCAUGGAAACAUCUGCAAUAUUGGAUCUGUCAGCACCGCCUGAUGGAAGUCAAGUUUUCUUCACCGUCAAUGCAACGGAUUAUGCAAGUUUGUCUACCAGCUCGGACUCAUUAGAAUUGAUCAUAGAUACAUCACCACCUUUAUGUGGCGGUGUGACGUUUCUAAACAACCUCCAGAGAAACAUAUUUAUCAACCAAGAACUAGCAACUGUUCGUUUCGAAGGAUUUUCAGAUCCGCACAGCGGCCUUAGCUAUUUCAAUGUUGGCGUUGGUACAAUGGAAGGGGUAACAAAUAUCAUGGCGGAUACGAAAGUCUUCACCAACUUCUUUGAAUUUAAUUUAGCUCAGAUGAUUGACGGUCAUCUUUAUUUCAUUAUUGUGCAAGCGAUCAAUCGAGCAGGGCUUGUUUCACAAUAUGUAUCAAAAAGAUUUGUAUUGGACCGAACUGCACCCACCGGAGGACACGUUCUCGAUGGGAUCAAAGGAGCUGGGGAGAUUGAUUACCAAACUGAUAUCUACGUUAUCAGUGCAUAUUGGAAAGAGUUUUACGACGCAGAGAGUGGCUUAGCAUUCUUUAAAGUCGGUCUUGGAAACGAUCCAUAUGAGUCCGAUGUAAGACCGCUACAAGAUGUUGGAAUGAUGACAGAGGUUUCAUGGAAUGGCCCGUUUGUUCCUGGACAAAAAUACUUUGUGACCGUGGAAGCGUGUAACAAUGCAAACCUUUGCACCAGACGUGUAUCAGACGGCCUUAUUGUGGACAACUCGCCCCCAGAACGCGGUCUUGUUCACAUUGGACCAGGAGAAGGUCAUGAUAAAUAUUUAGGACAUCGAUCAUCUAUUAGAAUAAGUUGGCAAGGUUUCGAAGAUCCGCAAUCAGAUAUAGAUCAUUUUGAAGUGUGUGUGUCUACCCCUAAGGGCGAUUGUGAUGUUGUUGUCCUAUCAAAUAGACUGCUCCACUCUUCAAUUAUUAUAUCUAAUAUAACGCUCCCGAUGAAUAUUUCACUUAUGGCAACAGUUUGGGCGUUCAAUGGAGUUGGCAUGAAUGUAUCAAAGGCGUCUGAUAUUUUUGUCAUUGACGACACACCGCCAGUUGUUGUGAGAGCUCCAAAAUUCCUACUAAAAUACAACUCGGAUAUUGGUAAAAAGUCACAAUGGGAAAAAUCCAUCUUGCGUUUUGAAUGGGAAUUCAAGGACGACAUUAGUCCUAUUGUUCGACAUGAGAUUUCUUUGAAAACGCAUCACGAAGGUCACACGCCUGUUGAGAGGCUUGUCUUAGGAUCGGAACGCCACGUGACUGUCAGUUUAGAUGGGAGGAAUUGGCUUAAUAAUGGUGACACAUAUUAUGCAAUUGUAACAUCUUGCAACGCUGCCGGACUUUGCGCUUCUGAACGAACAAGCGACCUGUUAAUUGAUUCUACUCCACCACAUCUCGGUGGAUUUAAACCACCUUUGACGUGGACGAACUACAAUAAUACAUUUGGCAGUAACGUAACAAAUGUAUCCCUGACAUGGUAUGGAUUCCACGACCAGGAGUCAGGAAUUGAAAACUACUACGUGACGGUCUCGAGAUCAUACAGUUUCAAUGAACUUUCAAAUGGCGUAAUUCGAAUUAGAGAAACUAAUCAAAGCGAAACUGUUAAAACUUCCUUCGUGCUGACUGAAAGUAUUUCUCCUGACGAAUCUAUAAUUCUUUCGAUAUGGGCGCAAAACAAUGUCGGACUUAACAGUUCGAUUGCAAGGGUCACUGUGAAUGUUUUAUCUGAAACUUCUAAAAAUAAAAUGGGAAUUUUGGAAAUCGAAAAACAUUCAUGCGACAUACAUUUUUGUAACAAGGAUUGUACGUGCGCAGUUAUUGAUCGUCCGUGUGUAGUAGUAAGCUCCAACAAAACAUGUACUGCUAUCUCUAGCACAGAUGCGCACACUAAAAAAUUACCACACUUUGAUGUAUAUUGGGGACUACCGCAUGAAAUUCUUAAUGUUUCGGCUUCAUCGGCAUGCUUGAGUGGGCACUGGUCACGAACAAAUGGAAGAAGUACUUCCGAAAAUAUUCAUCGUUUUGAAUGGAGCCUCGGCGUUCAUGGACACGCUGUUGGCGAAGGGGUGUACGAUCUGAAACUAGAAAACCCCUGGAGUGAUGUUGGACAAAGAUUACAAUUUAUUCAUUGUCUACCAGUAAAUCGUUCAUUUGUACAUGGGGAACUGUACGUCAUAUAUGUUAAGGUAUGGUAUAGCAAAAGUACAUACACUGUGUUCAAGUCGUCUCCAAUCAUGAUAGACCAAACACCACCCAAGGUCAAACGUGGUCGUUAUAUCAGGGAAGGUAAUUGUUUUCAAGAUUUGGACUUUAUUGACUGGACGGAUAAUAUUAUUGCCUGUUGGGAGGAUUUGUUUACUGAAGAGCAGAGCUUAAUCGAUCAUUUCAGCGUCAGCCUUGGGACAUCCCCUAACAAUGAUGACAUACUUCAACAAAUUGAUGUCGGACUGGCAACAAACAUAAGUCUUCAUAACAUUUCUCUCAAUCCAGGCACGCGCUAUUACUUUACAGUCAUUGCUGUUAAUAGUGUUGGACUACACACUGGCUUAGCUUCGGAUGGAUUCAUUAUUGAUACAGAUAAUCCCAUCCACGGGGUUGUGUUUAAUACAAUUGGACAUAAAAACGCAGAUUUCCAGAAAUCGACUUCAAACUUCGAACUGUCCUGGCAUGGAUUCCAGGAUCAUUUCUCUGGAAUAAAGCACUAUCUGAUUGCUCUUGUCAAAGACGGUGAAUACAAUGAAUCAAAUCUGACAUUUACAAAUGUUGGUUUAUCAAACAAAUAUGCCUUUACCAACCUGAAUCUUGUGAAUGGCGAGUCUUAUUUUGGAGUAGUAAAAGCUAUUGACGCAGCAGGUCACGAAAGUGCAAUUGUAAGAUGCCCAAAACAAACAAUCGAUACGACCCCACCGAAAGGCUUUUCAUGUGGAUCAACUAAAACUAUUGAAGUCGGUGUUUCUCGCAAAGUUACUGAUGAAAGUCUGUCUCUCUGGUUCAACGCAAACGUCUCGAAAGAUAACAUGUAUGUUAUUCAUGGAAAUAUAAAAAAUGCUACGUAUGUGCUUAACCCAAUUCUCCAGAUGGAUAAAUACAGUUUGCCUUUGCCAUUACAGAAACGUCAAGAUGGAUGGUUCGAGUAUAAUUACAUGUUUAUAUCGCCGUUAGAAGGGUUGCAAACCAUAACACUUGACUUUGGAAACAUACUUGCCAAAUACUUAAUUCAGAAUGUUGACUUUGAAGUGUGUAAACUUGCAGAAAAUAAUUCAGCUGCUAUUUCUGUAAACCAAAUAGGCCAAUAUUCGCUGACUGUAUCCUUGCGAAUACUGGAUUCGGAAAGCGAGUUACAGACGGUGUCCGUUGGAGUCGGUACAACUGAAGGGGGUUUUGAGAUCAAACCUCUGUUUGAGUUACAUAAUCGCAAUAACUUUGGAGUAAUUAUUGCACCAUUUGUUCAUGGGGCACCAAUUUUCAUUACUGCAAUUGCUAAGAACCACGCUGGUCUCACGUCUGUUUUCUAUUCGGGAAAAGCACUUACAAUAGAUCACACUCCUCCUACCAUCAGCGACAUUGCUGUUGCCGUUUCUAUUAUAACAGAUACUUCUACAAAAUUACUAACAACAUGGACAGCGCAAGAUGAUGAAUCCGAUGUUCAAUACUGCAGUUGUUUAAUUGGAUCAGCACCUCUGUCAGCUGAUAUACAUGAGGAAAGGGAUUCGGAUACAUUGCAGUUUUGUGCGACAGACAUUCCUAACCUUUUUCAUGGCGACAGAGUAUUUGUUACGGUGAAAUGUGUGAACAAGGUUGAAAUCGCUACGACGUUAGUAUCUAGACCAGUGAUCAUUUACCUUGAACCGCCCAACAACUCGGAAGCAUUCGUUCGGUUUUUGCCCAGUGGUCAGGAAUCGUUUUCUAUGACUGGACCAUUGUCCGUCCAGUCUCCUGCGCAGUCCAAUUCAAGCGUAUUGCAGAUGGAAUGUAACAAUUUCGAAGAUCCUUCAGAGAUUACAUCCUACAGUUAUCGUAUCCAAAGCAAUGGCGAGAUUGUUGUAGACUGGACUGAUGCAGGCAUAAAGGAUAUGUUCUCCAAUGAGCAUCUUCAGUUGAAAUCAGGCCAGACAUACACGACCGAAGUUCAUGCACUAAAUGGAGGAGGAUUCACCAGUUCCGAUGUCAAGUCCUCGCUGAUUGUAGCAUUAGAACCACCAGAGCUUACAGGAUCCCAUAUAUCAGCUGUUUUCGCAAAUGGCAAAUUAAGUCUAAAUUGGGAAAAUGUCUUCAAUAGAAUCCCGGGAGUACCGGUUCACUACAGUCUGAUUAUUGGAUCCCGUGACGGAUUUUCUGAUAUCGCUGACGUAAACUACACACGUAACCACGUGUAUGACGUCAUAGUUCCAUCAUCGACACUUGUUUCUUCCAAUCUCAACGAGCUGUACAUAAAAGUGAGUUGCACAUACAGCACGGGGAUGUAUACAACAUACAGUACAUCAUACAAACUGUGAAGUAACUUUGUUUGAUAGAAACCAGCGAUUAUUUCAACAUCAUCUUUCCCUGUCCUGAUUGCUUUUUGUUUUCCUUACGAUACAUGCAUGUAGUGUCUCGCAAAAAUCGUAAGAUUGAAUAUUUAACCUUGGAUUUUUAUUUAAACAUAUUGUGUACAACGGUAUUCGUCCGCAAAAUCCCGUAUAAACGUAUGUUUUGCAAUUUCAAUAUAUGUGUAUAUGUAUAUAUUCCCUUUUUUAUAAUGUAUCGUUUCGUUAUAAGUAAUCGGAUUUAAAUAUUUGUCAUACAGUGAUUGUAGUAUUUUAUUAUAUGUAUUGUGAUUCAUUUAUUGUCCAUUGCAAACACACAGUUGUAAUGUCUUUGUAGAACAGUGUCUUUUACAAAGCAUACAUAUAAUAUUGUCAUAUUCAUUCCAUUCGAAUGAGUUGUGUUUUAUUGUUUGCUAUGCUGUACUAGCUCGCUUAUCUUUAUUUAUGCUUGUUGUUUAUUAUUGCAUAAACUCUAUCUAUAAUCCCCUCUGGCGGGGUGCAGAAAUUGGCAAAAGGAGGGCUUGAACGGGAGAAAUCGUGAAUUAACAAGGCGAUUCACGUGCCGUUCAAGCCCUGUUAUGUGUUGUUCAUUUCCAUCAACUGGUCCACGGGCAGUUACUUCCCUUAGUUAUUUUGAACUUUGUUAAUGACUCCUGCCUUCGACGACUUUCAAAGCAUUAAUGGGGAACUGAAUAAGCACCAGUUUCCUCAUGAAUGCAGGGAUAAAGGCAACGAAUAUUUCAAUCCACUUUUCAAAUUAUACCAUCUGCACUCUCUUGACAACAGCUUUAUUUUAUUUGAAACGUCAAUGAAGUUAAGGUUAUUUACUCAACACUUUCAAAAACUAUGCUGAAUAUGUAAGUGUUAAUGUACCUACAGCGUUCCUGAUGUAUACUUGAAAUACUUCGGUGACAUUAUGUUGGCAGUAUUACAGUUUAGAAAAUUUAGGUUAAACGAAAUAAGAUAGACCUGUACGAAAGAAACAUCUAUCAUUCUAUGAAAAUAAUGAAUUAUUCUGACGAUAUAUUUAUCCGUCACGACCAGUAAAUUCCAAAAUAAUUCCUAAUUUCUUACUUUGCGCGGCUGGAUUUCAAAUUUGCAUUAAUCCACUGUUCAAACACAUUUUAAAUCGAAAACUGCCUAUCCGGAGGUAAAGCCUCGACAUUUCUGAUGAAAACCGAGUGAGCUAUAUGUAAAACACAACCUUGAACUGCAUGACGUCAUAUGAAAUAAUCGAAUUAUUUUGUCGAUGUCGAAUGAACAAGAAAUAUUGUUUUCAGUUUUAUUUUAAUUUAUUUUGGUAUGUGUGAUAUGUUUAUGCAAUAAUAGCAAAAAUACACAUUUUCUCGAACAUGAUUAUGCGCAUGCGCACUCGGGCAAGAACGAAUUUUUCGAACGCCCGCAGAUGAUCAUGCCCUCGAAAAUGUGUAUUAUCCCUAAUUGAGAUUGCCUUGAAUUACAAUAAUCCCUUUAUAAGUGAUAUGUGGUAAACUCAAUUUGAGCAAUGUUUUAAUUUCAUUGUUACCAUGUGAUUCUCGACGAAACAAUAACAUUUACAAUCAUAUAUAUAAUUGAAUCUAUACUUAAGGUAUAUAUUUAUUGUUUAAAACUGUUGAUACGUGUGUGAGAGGUGCUUUGGAAUUAAUAAACAGAAACAAAUGUUUUCCUUUA
Messenger RNA from Dreissena polymorpha, 11923 nucleotides. RefSeq lists its product as uncharacterized. The transcript is spliced from 22 exons. NCBI's taxonomy places the organism in Eukaryota, Metazoa, Mollusca, Bivalvia, Myida, Dreissenidae. Bases 134 to 10222 code for a protein of 3362 amino acids. Gene Ontology annotation, molecular function: protein binding. The record is from RefSeq and is a predicted model, not a curated record.